AUGGGGAUGAGGGAUGAUAAUCGGAUGGUGAGUGAUGCCAUGACACUGCAAGUGCAAAGUGCGUCAUCUGUUGCAAGUGUGGGGCAUCGCCUCAUUGUGAAAUCCCAUGAGAUGCAGGUGCUAAGAGCUCAGUUGGUGGCAGAGCGGAGUUUGGUUGAACAUUAUCAGCGUGUUAUAAGGAGUUUGAAGAGGGAGAGGGCAAAGAUGGCGGAGGCUAAUCAACUUCAGCUUGAAAUAUUACUGGAAGAGAAUCAAAAGCUAUCAAAGACGGUAAAUUUUUACUCUCAAGACAUGCAAAAGCAAUUGGAGGCCCUAGAGCGACCGGGUAAACGCAAACAACGAGAUCACGACACAAGUGUUGCUCAAGUUAAGGGUGUGAUCUUUGGGAGCUCAAGUGAUGAGCGACAAGAAGCUGUGCGUGAAAACCCAAGAUAA
Messenger RNA from Prunus armeniaca (apricot), 435 nucleotides. The record is from the annotation of a GenBank genome assembly. NCBI's taxonomy places the organism in Eukaryota, Viridiplantae, Streptophyta, Magnoliopsida, Rosales, Rosaceae.